AUGCCAGAUACAUCAUGUUUGUGGCGUCGGAACUACAGAAACCCCAAGAAUUCCGAGUACGUUAGAGUGGUGUUGCUGAUCAUUUUCGUCAUCUACGUCAUGAGUAAGAUUGUGGAUGUGAUUGGCUUGGUGUACCCACAAGAAGAACCUUACCCAGAAGCAGUCAAUGGGAUGGAUGGCAUGAACAUUGUGGCCAAGGAGUGCUCAGCCACCACCAAUGUCUGUUACAACGUGGUGGAUUACAGCACUGAGUAAGUAGUAGUUGAUUUGACGGCUUAAAAUUAUCAAUCAUAGUUUUAUAGUUACAAUACUUAAGUAACCGUAGUGACUAUUUCAUCACACCUAUAACUAUAUGUUGUGUUACAGUACCCUCGGAUUGAAAGUGAAUCGAGUAAUAUACCUAAACGGAAUGGAGAAGGAAGUUGACACUAUGGUAUCGCUGAUACCUUUACCAGGACGAACAUUUCACGAUUCUGACACAAGGUUCUGGCCCGUGAAUCAUACCAUCGUACAAUCACAAUACGUCGCUUUGAUAUGUAUAGCACCAUUUGUGGUGGGAAGUGUACCAUCAAGGAAUGUCAAGGAGAGUAACUCGUCGGUUUUGAUGGUGGGAUUGGGUGGUGGAAGUGCAGACAUGUUCUACCAUACUGUGCGACCUAAUGUAAGUUUAUUAUCCUAAACUAUAAAAGAAACGUUGGUUGAAUCAAGGGAUAGUUGAUAUUAAAUUUAAGAUUUAGUUCUAAAAGUUCUAAAAAUUGUUUCAGUGGAACAUCACAGUAUACGAAAUCGACGCUACAGUAGUAGAUCUAGCCAAGAGAUGGUUCGGAGUAAUAGAAGACGAAACCAGAAGAACCAUCGUACAAGAUGGAGUUGUUGCGAUAAAAGAAGCUGCCGAAAGGGAUUUGAAGUACGAUGUUGUUGUUAUAGAUGCUUGUGAUGAAGAUGACACUUUACCGUGUCCUGCAAAGCCAUUUUUGGACGUACAAUUGCUCAACAAUGUAAAGAAAAUCCUUUCACUUCGAGGUAAGGUUCAUUACUAUAAUUAGAAUACCUUAAAUGCUUUAAUUUUGUAUAAAUAUUACAAUAAUAACAUAAUGUUACUUUAGGUUGCGUAGUAUUCAACGUGUUAACUCUCAAGAACAGUGACCAAAACGAGAACCAAGUUCAACAGAAACUGCUGAAUGUGUUCCCAACGUGCAUCAGUUUGAGGCCAGAUCAGGAGACCAAUGUCAUCUUUGUAUGUCUACCGUACUCUUUACAACAGAGUAACGUCGAACACACGAAACAGUUGUGGGAAUCUGAAGCUGCCAGUUUGAUGAACCGGUUUCAAUUCCAAUUUCAAACUUCAAUUAAUGUAGUUAGGUCAUAA
Messenger RNA from Bursaphelenchus okinawaensis, 1369 nucleotides. NCBI's taxonomy places the organism in Eukaryota, Metazoa, Nematoda, Chromadorea, Rhabditida, Aphelenchoididae. The record is from the annotation of a GenBank genome assembly.